Messenger RNA from Antechinus flavipes (yellow-footed antechinus), 945 nucleotides. Its product is annotated as taste receptor type 2 member 41-like. The transcript has a single exon. NCBI's taxonomy places the organism in Eukaryota, Metazoa, Chordata, Mammalia, Dasyuromorphia, Dasyuridae. Gene Ontology annotation, biological process: G protein-coupled receptor signaling pathway; detection of chemical stimulus involved in sensory perception of bitter taste; sensory perception of taste. The record is from RefSeq and is a predicted model, not a curated record. Bases 1 to 945 code for a protein of 314 amino acids. Gene Ontology annotation, molecular function: G protein-coupled receptor activity. Gene Ontology annotation, cellular component: membrane.
AUGGUGCAACCAUUCACGAUCUUUGGCAUGGUUCUCUUUGUCCUGCUGUGCUUCCUGGGUAUAGUGGCUAAUGGCUUCAUUGUUGUAGUACUGGGAAGGGAGUGGAUUCUGUGCCAUCAGCUGUCUCACUGUGACAUGAUCCUGAUCAGUUUGGGUGCCUCCCGCUUCUGCCUACAGUGGAUUGCAAUGAUACACAACUUUUACUAUUUUUUUCACCACCUACAAUAUUUCAUGGAUCCUGCCCGCCAGCACUUUGCACUUUGCUGGGAUUUUCUGAAUUCAGCCACAUUCUGGUUUGGCACUUGGCUUAGUGUUCUCUUCUGUGUGAAGAUUGCAAACUUUACUCACCCCAUUUUCCUUUGGCUGAAGUGGAGGGUCAAGGGGUUAGUACCCUGGUUCCUGCUAGUCUCCGUGAUAAUCUCUUUCAUUGUCACCAUGCUGUUUUUUGUAGGGAACAAUAUUGUGUACCAGGCAUUUUUGCAGGGGACAUUUUCUGGGAACAUAACCUUUUAUGAUUUCAACAAGAACCUAGAAAUCCACUAUUUUCUGCCUUUGAAACUCGUUACUUUGUCUAUUCCAUGUUCAAUAUUUGUAGUCUCAACAAUUUUGCUGAUUAUCUCUUUGCAGAGACACUCCUGGAGAAUGCAGCAUAGUGCUCUCAGUACCCAGGAUCCCAGAACUCAAGCUCACACCAGAGCUCUGAAAUUUCUGGUCUCCUUCUUAGUCCUUUAUGCUCUUUCUUUUCUGUCUUUAGUCAUUGAGGCUGCUCCCUUUUCUGGCAUUCAUACUAUCUGGUUCUGGCCAUGGCAAAUUUUGAUCUACUUGUGUACAUCUAUUCAUCCCUUUAUCCUUAUCGUUAGCAACUCCCAGCUAGUAAGGGCACUCAUGAAGCUUCGUCUUCUGCCUAAAACUUGGAAUUACAAGAGGACAUCAUCUCCUAUCUAA